CCAGGCAGCAGGGCCAUGUCCGGCUCUCGUUGCCAGACAUUGUACCCCUUCAGUGGGGAGCGGCACCGCCAGGGGCUGCGCUUCGACGCCGGAGAGGUGCUCACGGUGCUGCAAGUCCCGGACGGGGGCUGGUGGGAAGGGCAGAAAGAGGACGGACUCCGUGGCUGGUUCCCCGCAAGCUAUGUGCAGUUGCUAGAGAAGCCUGGAAUGGUUCCCCCCCAGCCUGCAGAAGAAAGUCAGACUUCCUUAUUGCCACCUGGCUGGCAAAGCUACCUGUCUCCUCAGGGCCGCCGAUACUAUGUCAACACAACCACCAAUGAGACUACAUGGGAGCGGCCCAACAGUUCUCCUCGGACCCCAUCAAGCCCUGGCUCUCAGAGGAACUUUCAGCCUGCAACAGUGAACGGCUACCACUCAUCAGGGACCCCAGUGCAUCAGUCAGAGCCUGUCCACAUGAGUCUCCGAAAACCCACUGGUGAUUUCCAGAACCCAGGGUCUCCAUCUCCAGGCAAGAAACAGAGCAAGGAAAGCACCAUCACAAUAAACUGUGUGACUUUCCCACAUCCUGAUACAAUGCCAGAGCAGCAACUGUUGAAGCCCACUGAAUGGAGCUACUGUGAUUACUUCUGGGCUGAUAAGAAGGAUCCCCAAGGUAAUGGCACUGUGGCUGGGUUUGAGAUUCUUCUUCAGAAGCAACUGAAAGGCAAACAAAUGCAGAAGGAAAUGUCAGAAUUCAUCAGGGAAAGAAUUAAGAUUGAAGAAGAAUAUGCCAAGAACUUAGCCAAGCUCUCUCAGAAUUCCUUGGCAGCUCAGGAAGAAGGCUCCCUAGGAGAAGCCUGGGCCCAGGUAAAGAAAAGUCUGGCUGACGAGGCUGAAGUCCAUCUCAAGUUUUCUUCCAAGCUCCACAGUGAAGUGGAAAAACCCCUGAUGAAUUUCCGUGAAAAUUUCAAGAAAGAUAUGAAGAAGUGCGACCAUCAUAUUGCAGAUCUGCGGAAACAACUGGCCAGCCGAUAUGCUUCGGUGGAGAAGGCACGGAAGGCCCUGACAGAGAGGCAGAAAGACUUGGAGAUGAAAACCCAGCAAUUAGAAAUCAAACUUAGUAACAAAACUGAAGAGGACAUUAAGAAAGCCAGGAGGAAGUCUACACAGGCUGGAGAUGAUCUGAUGCGCUGUGUGGAUCUCUAUAAUCAGGCCCAGUCUAAGUGGUUUGAAGAGAUGGUGACAACCACCUUGGAACUCGAGAGACUGGAGGUGGAACGGGUAGAGAUGAUUCGGCAACAUCUUUGCCAGUAUACACAGCUGCGGCAUGAGACAGACAUGUUCAACCAAAGUACAGUAGAACCUGUGGAUCAACUCCUGCGGAAAGUGGAUCCUGCUAAAGACAGGGAGCUGUGGGUGAAAGAACACAAAACCGGAGAUAUCCGGCCUAUGGAUAUGGAAAUCUAGACUGAAUGAGUCGUUCCUCGAAUGGGUUUAUUGUUGGGGUUUUGGGAUCCCACUAAGAGAAGGGGCUCUCUCUUUAGGGCCCAUUGUCAUGCCGCGAAGGAUUUGCGCUGCCAUCCCACCCAUUGUCCUGUCUGGUGAGGUAGUUGGAGUGUCUUGUUCCCCAACCCAGACUCAGAAGCAGACACAUACACCCCUGCCUUUAUCGCCACCAUUGCCAUCACUAAAGCCCCCAACUCCCCAUCCUGAGAGCAAACUGAAGACUUCACUUUCUGGAAUAUGGCAGAACUCUGUUUAUACUCAUGUGAUAUAUAUAACACCCAGCUGUGUAAUGUGCUUGUGAUUCUUGAGUCACCAGCGCCCAGACCUCAGCAAGCCUAAGGGCUCCUCCUCUUCAUGGAGUCUAACAGCUAGGGGAGGUUGUCAACCCCUUUCUCCAAAAUGAUCACCAAAAUGAAGUGGGCUGGGGUGGAGGGAAGUACCCCCAUAGUUAGAAUGUCCCUUCUCUAUCUAUCCAAGUCCUUUCUUUGUGACCUGUGUGGUACUGGGAGCUCUUCCCAUUGGCAUCUUCUGUAACAUUUCAUGAUAGCAUCAUCCACUGCGGCCCAAGAGGGAAUCCUGGGAAGGAGCACCUGCUUCUCUUAUCAAAAAACAGACCCUGCCCUUCUUUUAAGACUCAGAGUGAUAAUGGUGGAACUACCUCAUUAGGCAAACUGGUCCCAGUUUUGAGUGUUCCCUUUUUCCCUUCCCAUUUGCCACAAAUGUUCUUGUUUUUGUUUUCUUUUGGCAUGAACAGUGCUUCCCGAUUCUUUGGACCUAUGUCCUCAUGCUCUAUUGUUCUGAGAAAUAGCAAAUCAAUUGUCCAAGCCAGUUUGAUUUUUUUUUUUUUAGAUUACCCAGUCUCACCAUAUGAAGCUUUUUAGAAGGCCUUAGUUUUCAGUGUCUCAUUCUAUUCAUUCCAGUGGCUUGGGAGCACAUCUGAGGGGCAGGCUACGAAUUACCUGCAUCCUUCCCUCUCACACCAUCAUUUAUGUUUACCGUUCUCAAUCUAGUAUUGAGAAUCUGCUUAUAUCAAUGUGAUUGACCAUUUUUAGGCAUUGAGGUCCAGGAUGUUGGGUUUAGGAUGUAAUGAUAUAGAUCCUUUAUUUGGCUGCCUCCCCUAUUCAAGCCCCCUUGGGUCACAUUUGCCAUCCUGUGCCAUCUUAUGAGGUACUAGUUAUAAUUUUCCAACCCAAAUCUUGGGUAACAAUAUCCUUCAAAGUUUUCUGUCAGUGGGGAAAAUCUCUCUUUCUUUCUCCUCUGUGGAAUCUGCCCAAACACUGCCAAUUUCUGUAGUAGAAGACAUGGCUUUUCCAUUAUGAUUUUCUGGUGAUGAUUCUAACUGUUCUGGCAUCUCCCUUCUCUUUGACUGCUUCUCCUUACCCCUUAUGCUUUAAUUGGCACUAUACAAAUCUUGCUUUUCUUUUUUCAGUUGUUAUUCAUUUUUGACCUUCAGUUCCGUGAACUAGUUCCCAACAAAACCAAAAGACUUGAUUGGAAUGUUUUUGCCAUUGCUACCUUCAGUACCUUAGAUGCCUUCUCCCUUAUUUUUUGUUGUACAUCUCUCCUACAGCAGCAUCCCUGAAAAUUAGCCCCUCAGAGUCCCCUUAAAUCAUGUGUCUGUUGUGAGUGUGAUAAUUUAAGGGUGGAGGCAAACCCAUUAAAUCUUAAUGCUCAUACCUUGGAUUUCAUAGACUCUUUUUGAGCUGGAAGGAACUUUAGUAGUAUCUAAUCUACCCUACUAUAGGAUCAAAGAUCUAGAGCUUGAAAGAACCUCGGAAGCUAUGUAGUCCAAACCCCUCAUUUUACAGAAAAAGAAACUGGGGCCCUGGGAGAGUAAUUGACUUACCCAGGCAGUAAGUCUUCUACUCUACAGGGAUGUUCUUCUGAAGCCUAAAGAAAUUAAGGAUCACAUUUAGCAGCAGAACUAGGGCAAUCUAAGGAUCACCUAUAUUUUCUCUCCUCUGCUUUUGACCUUAAAUUCGCAUCUAUGUAAGUAGUACUUAAAUGGUAUCCUCCCACCUGUACAAGGUCAGGAAUAUAAGAUUUUGCUGGUUGUUUCUUUCAGGCUGCCACAGUAUUUCAUUAGUUGUGUCCUGUGAAUCCUUCUGCAUAGCUCACAUGCACAUGGAGUGUCUCACUCCUCCAGCUGUUUUUGCUGUGGUGGUUCUUUCGGAAGAUGACUGAGCUACUAACCUUAACAAGAAAGCAGUCACCUUUUUUAUUCUGAUUAAGAACCUAGGGAGGAAGUCAAUUUUGGGAAGGUGGCAAUAUGAACAGUCACAGUGAUCUGUUGUUAUACAAAGGUGAGGGAGAAUGGGUGCUUACAUUGAGGCUAUCCAGUGAUACCCAGCUACUGCUCAUAUGAUUGUAAUUCCUUGGUAGAAAUCUUUUUUUUUUCUUGGUUUCUUUUUUCACAAAAUAAGAGGUGAGUAGAGUGGAGGAGUGGGGUUACAGGGGACUGAGUGGAUGAAGAGUCACCUUUGGCUUAGUAAAUAUAUGUUAACACAUUUUUCGGGUACUAAACAAAGUGUAAGUAAUCCUAUUAUUAACCCAGUUAUUCCAGUGAGUUGGAUCUAUUUCAGUCUCCUUCAUUCUAGCCUUUAGGGAGCCUAAAUUUUUCUUUCUCUCAGUAUGGGAUCAGUAUACCUUUUCUUCCUUCCCACUUCCUACUGGGAAGGUACUAGAGGGUCAUUUGUGUACCAUCACAGAGCAGGCUCUGUCUGCCCUGCUUCCAAAAAAAGCACAAGAGAUUUUGAUAGCAAAGUAAUGUGGAUUUAGAAGUUGGCAGUUAAGCUCAGCCAUUCUGCAGACUAAUAAAAAUAGCCAUUCCCAAAAAAUGACAGCUUCAUUCACCAAGCCUCCAAUUCAUCAUCCAAGUAUUAAUGUCUACUUCAAAAGCUGUGAAAUACCGUUCACAGAAGGAUGUCUUCAGUCAGGAUGGGCAGGGUAGAUUUCUUGGAAUUAGAGAUCUUAUUGUUUGUUAACUGUUAAAAAAUUUUUGAUUUGAUUGAGUAUAAGAGCCACAGCAUGAACAGGCAUGAGUGGGCUGCCAUCCAUAUCAUUGGAUGCCCAUCACAGAUCAUACCGAAUUAUUUUGAAGCUGGGUAAAUAGAAAAAACUUAGGCUAUUAGAUAUACUUCAUGUUUUAAAAAAUAAAUCUCUAGUGAAGCCACUGGCAUUCAACAUGGAUUGGUCUGUUGUCAUAGCAACCUCCAGUUGGUUUUUUACCCCCUUUAGAAGCAGGCUAGCCUUCCAUCCACUGAUGAUAAAAGCUACCCCUUAUAACUCUCUUUUCCUAAUUACUCAUAAUCAGGUUUUCAACAUCCUCAAUAUAAAUUGACAGUAUAAUUAAAUGGGAUGAGGUAUGGAGAGAAGGGUGAAGACAAGACUUUAUUAACUGACUCCCUAAUGCUUUAUCCCCUUUUAUCUAUUGGGCCCUUGUCGCAAGUAACCACUUCCUUGUUAGGGCUAAAAAUAAAACAUUGGUUAGUGAGAGAUGCAAACAUGAAUAAUUACAAAAUUCAUGAAUUUAUUUCAUUCACAUUUAUAUUUUGAAAAGAAAUUGCUUUUUAAAAUUAAGAUCAAAUGCCCAAUUAGUAAUAUCAGCAAGUGAAAUUAUUGGCUGAGCCUGAGUCCAAGCUGUGAAAUUCAAAUAUUUGCAUUUUCCCCUGGCCUCUGUGAGCCUUAAAGAAUGACAGACUUUAUUUCCAACAAAUGGGUAGCCUUUAUUUAAAUAAUGUAGAUAGCAGCCUAGUUAAUUAAUUUGCACAAUUAAGUGCUUUAAGAGCUGUAUUAUAUUAACUUGCUAUAUCAUCAUUUAAGAAAGAUAAGGUCACUAUGCCUGUUGUCAGCCAUUCCUCUCCCAUCUUCCCGCCUCCAGGAAGGAAAAUGUCCUACCUAGUUUCUUAAAAGGGAUGAUUUGCAUUGGAGAUUGGCUUCUGGUCCUCUAUCUUCUGCUCAUUUUUACAGAUAUCUCUAGCCUGGUCAUAAAUAUGCUUCAUCUUCAAAUGCAGCAGUCCCCAUGAGCUACAUUUUAUUCUUGAACUUUAUUCUUGAACUCUAGUAUUAAGGGAGAAAUAUCUCCUCUUCGAGCUCAUAUGGUAAGUAAUUGCUGCAAAAUAUCUAUUUGCCACAAUGCAGAAAUUGUAGAGGUAAAACCCUAGGUUUGGGCAUUAUUCUUGAAAAUAGGUUUAGGUCUCAGAGAAAACCUGAACAAUCAUGAGGAUUCUGACAAGGCUUCUUAUAGAGUAGGCAAAAGUAUGUCAGAGUGACAGAGAAAUAAUUAUUUUACAUGCUUACAUAAUUUACUUAUUACAAUCUUGCACAUUCCUCUUAGGCCAUAAAGAGAAAAUAGAUCUAUAAUCCCACAAUUCCUUUAAUGUCAUUAAAAAUUGAACAAACUUAUACAUCCUGGUAGGAGACAAACUUUAUCAAAGAAUAGGUAAAUUAAAUCAGGUUACACAUUAAACUGCAUUUAGAGGAUUCACAAAUAGGCUAAUUGAAGAGGAGGAUUCUUAUCUAUGGAAUGCUUAAGGCUCUCUAAGUAAAUUAUCACAUCCUAUAAGGAAAGGUUUCAACCACAUGAGGUUAAUAUUAGGAUAGACUUUUAAUUAACCAAAAUUUGUAGGAAGAAUGCGUAUAACACUGGUUUACCCAAAACCAGUUGUUUUGUUCACGUGUUUCAUAGUACUAUAUGUCUUUCUACCUAAGCUAUAAUGCCUGGCCAGUUGGGUCUCUAUAUUCAUAUCACAUAACUAUCACUAAAGGACAUUUCGUGAACACCAAAGGUAGGAAAAGCAUUGGACUGAAAUCAAAAGACCUGGGUUCCGUUCCAACCACCUCUUGAAAACUGCUGAGUGACUUUGAGUAAGACACUUCACCUCAGCAGUAUAAAAGAGAGUUGAACCCAACCAGACUUCCUCCUUAUUGCACCAUUUCCAGCUUUGUGGCAUAGGCAUAGAGGAUUUUACUUUAUACAUGGCCAAACCAUGUCUGGGAACUUUCACCCUAUCUUUGACCUGAUACAGUCUUCAUAAAGUUUCCAGCUAACUCUUAGGAAAGGAAACCCAUUUCAUCUUUGAAAUUUGAAAAGUCUGAAAACAAUGUUUCUUAGGAUUCAAGUUGGGGCAGAAUAAUGAGCCUGUAGCACUGUCGGAAAUAGAGUAAACCCCUCAACAGAGCCACCCCAUGGACCUAGCCUAGUCUUUACCACCCAUGUCUCCUACAUACCUUCUAUAGCAUGUGUAGGAAAAGUUAUGUCUCCAGACCUAAAUCUCUGAAGAGGUGGAGAAACCAGGCAGCUUACAGUCCUUUGCACUCAGCCACACACCCCUACACCUACAAGUCAUAUAGACAAUUCUCUGUGCUUCAGGAUUUCUCAGCAGCUAUCCUUGCCUGCACAUCACUCAAAAUGAUUGACAUAAGCCCAUCCCCUUCCAAAUAUUCUGUCCUCUACCCCCAUGUUCAUCUGUAUCAUACUUUCAGGCCUUAAUGAAAAGUGAUCUCUGGAAGACAACCUGGAACAUCUCCACAGGACAUUUGGUAUACUCGGAAUCGGGAGGAACAGUGCACAGGGCAAGGGAGUCCAGUGGCUUUUGGAUUGGAAUUUGGGGGCCUUUUCCACAAGGUUGCAUUGUGGCUUAAUUGUGGCCAGAUUGAGCGUGCCCUCCUAUCUACACAUGUGUAGUGUGAACCGCCUCAUUCAAAUCACAGCAUAUGUAUUAGAGGGUAAAAAAUUCAGAUACUGGAACCAAAGCAAAUGGAACCAAACCAAAAUGGAACUUGGAACAGUCUUUCUUUUCAGGAGCUUCUGUAGGGAGCUAUUUCUUGGGUGGCGGUCAAGAUAGCCCAAUAUUUCUCUCUUACUUAGCCUGCCAUGUAAUAGAGGGUGUUAAGUUAUUCCCCUAAACACUUUCAGUUCAAGAGAUCCUUCUAUCAUUACCAAGAUUAUGAAAUGAGUAGUUCGGGGAUAUAUGGGUGUUUCUAAAUUGGUUGGCAGCUGGGGAGUAAGACACCUAAGCAUGCCUUGGUGGAAGGUGGCCCACCCUACAGGCCUGGGGAUCUUGGAUUUUGGUCUAUCUCUGCUAAUAGUUUGCUAUAUUAUAUUGGAGCAAGUAAAUUCACCUAAUCCAGCACACUGGAACAUUUGGAGAGAACCAUCUGGACCUUGUCUGGAAGUCUCCUUGCACCCUUACAUAGUUUAAUUUAGUUUUGUUUUAUAGUAGACAGCACCCCAGUAUUUGAUAUCUAUUGAUGCCAAGAAUCCUUUGUCUAACGCUAGUAGUUUUGUCUGUUAAAUGAGUUCAGAUUGGAUGACCUCUGGGGUCCUUCCUUAGAACUCUGUGUUUUUCUCUUUCCCUCCGACUCAUCACCAACACCAUCACUCCCCUCCUUUGGGAUCCUGUGGGGAAAUUCUGCUGCAGACACUAGCGGGGAGCAACGAACUGAAAUGGGGGAAGUGAAGUCAGUAUAGCGAGCAUUUACAGCGAGCAUUGGUAGAAGGCAGUGUCCCCAGGGACCAACUCUUUCCUUUUUUCCAGUGAUUCUAUACCUUCCUCCCCCUCGGGAUCAAUGCUGGAUGGGAGGCAGUCAUUCCGGAGACAUGAGCAUACUGCCUUCCAGUAUCAAAGUGGAAUUUUCUAACAAAAUAAACUUGCUUGUUUGGUCUGUUUUCUGUAACUUUUGCUAAAUACUUUAUACGUUUUUAAAGUUAAAAAGCUGUGUCUCCUGCCAGCAUUACUCAUUCUGGUAUGAAUGUGUUUACUUCACAUUCUAUAUCUUUCCAUCCUCUUUGGCUUCAUAGAUUGGUAAAUAUAACUGAUGUAAUAUAAUUUAUAAGUAACACUGUUGCAACUCUGAUCUCUUUGGAACCUGUAACCCAUUUUUCUUCCCAUAAUGGCAUUAGUGUGUAUUAAGGCUGAAGAAUUAAAUGUUUAAAGGGUUUUAAUUCUGAAUUUGUUAUAUAUAAUUGUUCUGUAUUAUUAUAAAGCAUUUUCAUGAACUUAAACUCUAUUUCUUUAUAUUUUUCUGCAAGUUGGUGUAUACACUUCAGAUGCUUAGAGUCAUUCCAUGUAAAAUAAACUGUACAGAGACACA
Molecule: messenger RNA, 8580 nt
Organism: Trichosurus vulpecula (common brushtail)
Lineage: Eukaryota; Metazoa; Chordata; Mammalia; Diprotodontia; Phalangeridae
Gene: GAS7
Product: growth arrest specific 7
Exons: 14
Coding region: 16-1446 (476 amino acids)
Biological process (GO): actin filament polymerization; neuron projection morphogenesis
Cellular component (GO): plasma membrane; actin filament; cytoplasm
Molecular function (GO): actin filament binding
Source: RefSeq, a predicted model, not a curated record